Messenger RNA from Vespula vulgaris, 3295 nucleotides. Its product is annotated as SET and MYND domain-containing protein 4-like. The record is from RefSeq and is a predicted model, not a curated record. NCBI's taxonomy places the organism in Eukaryota, Metazoa, Arthropoda, Insecta, Hymenoptera, Vespidae. Gene Ontology annotation, molecular function: protein binding. The coding region runs from base 975 to 2888 and encodes 637 amino acids. The transcript has 5 exons.
AUUUAAGUAUUAAUCAGUUAUCUUUAAAUAUAUAACAUGUUAAUAAAAAAUAACACAGGAGAAUAUAAAAGAUAAAAAAUGAUUGUGUGCUAAAUACUGCUACAAAUUUUGGAUUAUAGCCAAGUUAUUUGUACUUAGUAUAUUCACAUUCAUGUUACAAUAUAAGUAUUAGAUCUUCUAUUUCCUACAUAAAAUUUUCCAUAAGUACUUCUAAUAUCUCUAUAAAUUUAUUUUUCAAGAAUAAAAUAAAUUUACAUUAUAUUAAUCAUUUAUUUUUGUUUUGUUUUAAUAAAUUAAUAAAAAUAUUGAAUCUUUAUAUAUUUGUAUCUAUUAUAUUUCAAGCAAAUUUUAAAUGGCUUGAAUACUAGAAAUGAUUUCUUCCUAUUUUCAGCACUUAAAUGUGUACAAUAUCACAAAAAUAUAAUAAUAUAAUAUUUUUACGUUUGUUUUUUAUUACUUGUAGAUCAUAUAUGGUACUAUUUAAAAAUGCAAAAUUAUAUUUUUAAUUAUACAAACAAAAUAUGUAGUGUAGUAUUGACAUAAUAAAUUUCUAAUAGAUUAAAUUACACUAAGAGUGUAGUUGCUUUGAUUGUGUAGUUAACAGUCUUUAGUUCCCUCUUUCAUUUUCCUAGAGGUAAUUUUAGUCUCACCUCAUAGUCUUAAUCUUAGUACAUGUACUACUUUGGCCAAUGCAAUAGCCAGUAAUUUUUUGAGUAAGCAACUUCUAAUAAAGUACAUAUUUAUUACAAGUAUAGAAAUUUGUUGAAUAAAAAAGUGAUGUUAAUAUAAAUAAAAAAAUUAAAUAGUAAUGUGAAUAUUAAUAUAUAAUUUUAUUAAUUUAUUCUUUAAAUGUAUGAUUUUAUAUAUUUUUUACUGAUUGUAAUUCCAAUAUUGUUUACAGCUUUGUAGAAAUUAUAUCUAAUUUUAUUUCAAAGUAAAUUGUUGUUACUUUUAUAACAUCUUAUGAUUAUAAUAUGGAUCUAGCAAAAGAGUUAAUAUUGAAUCUUAAACAAAAGAAUGUAUCACAUGUGGGAUAUGGCUUACAAAAGGAAUGUGAAGCUCUUAUUGGACAUAUUUUACAAAAUAUGGUAAAAUCUCAAUUACCACCAUUAAAUGUUGAAAGAAAAAAUGCAGAUGAUGCAAUUAGAUAUAGAGAAGAAGGAAAUCAACAUUUUGUUGUGGGUGAUGACAUUGAUGCUAUAGAGAGUUAUACUAAAAGUUUAGCAUAUGCUAACAAUAAAGAGUUAAUGGCAUAUGCACAUGCAAAUAGAUCUGCAGCUUUGUUCAGAAAAGAAAUGUACAAAGAAUGUUUGAUAGAUAUUGAUGCUGCUUUAUUAUGUGGAUAUCCAGAUAAUAAAAGAAAAAGACUUAAGGAAAGAGGAGCCAAAGCGAUCGAUGAACUUAAGAAAAUUUUACAAAUAUCCGAGGAUAAAUGCACUAACGUUGAAAAAAUUAUAGAUCAAAUUUGUUUAAAUCAAGAUACAAAAGAAGAUAUUACAAAAACAGAUACUAAUGAUAUUAUACAUGCUAAUGACAAGAAUAAAGAAAAAAAUUUAUUGCCUGAUAAUCAAUAUCAUGAAAAACGAUUUUUUAAUAUCAAUCAUUUACCAAUCAAAUGUACAACACAAAAGCCAAGAUAUUUAGAGAAAGAAGGUUCUUUAUUUCUCGCUUAUGGUCCAAAUAAAGAGUGCCCUGCUGCCAGCGAUGGUAUCAAAAUUGGUUUUUCUAAAGAAUUUGGACGUCAUUUUGUAGCUACAAAAAAUUUUAAUCCAGGAGAUAUAAUUACCAUCGAAAAUCCGUAUGCACACGUCAUCUAUGAGGAAAGGUUUUAUACACAUUGUCAUCAAUGUCUUUCAAGAUGUUAUAAUUUAAUACCAUGCUCAAAUUGUCCAAUUGCACAAUAUUGUUCAGAAGAAUGUAAGAAGAUAGCUUGGGAUAUGGCUCAUAUGACAGAAUGUCCAAUUUUGGUACUAUUAAAAAAUUUAUUGAAUGUUGAUAAAGACAAGAUAAGAAUGCUUACUAAAAUUAUUAGACUCUUAAUUGUAGUAACAGAAAAUGGUUCCAAGAUAAAGGAAUUACAAGAAGAUAUGAAAAUUGCUGAAUCCAAUCCUGAUAGCAGAACAGCAGGUUUUACAGAUGAGGGUGUAUUCUAUAAUUUUAGUGCUCGAUCUGCUUUAAGUCUUGCAACAAAUAUGAUUACUAGACCAUUGAUCGGUAUCAGUGCAUUUGCAUGUAUUUCAGCUCUUGCUACUAUUCUUCUAGCUACACAAACUAAUUUCUUUGGCAAAAAAUAUGAAAUAGAUUAUUUGGAAGAUAUAAGUGAAUUUUCUGAUUUAAGAUUUUGUGGUAGUAUUAUGUUUCGAGCUUGUGUUAUUAUGUCUUCUAAUUGUUUUUCAGUACAACAAGAGCCAGGAAUAAAAUCUGGGUCAGGGUUAUAUGUAACACACAGUUUGUACAAUCAUUCAUGUAGUCCAAAUACGUUUAGACAUUUUGAAGGACUGACUAUGAUUACUCGUGCGUUACAUCCAAUUUUAUCAGGAGAUCAAGUUUUUACAAGUUAUGGCCCUGAAUAUGCAUAUAUGCCACGUUUAGAAAGGAAAGAAAAAAUAAUGCAAGAUUAUUUUUUUGAUUGUCAAUGUCCUGCAUGUGUAUUUAAUUGGCCCGUAUAUACCGAGAUACUUCGUAAUCACAUUGGUUCGAUUACCAAAAAUAAGCAACUUGUAGAAGAAUUAAAACCCUUUAAACAAAGAUUGCUUAAGAAUAUUUACGAUAUUGAUGCAGUAAAAAACGUUCUUAAUAUUUUAUUUAAAGAAGUAUCUCAACCAUGUGAGGAGAUAGUUCAUGCAGAACAAUAUCUAAAAAGUUAUUAUUUAGGUAAAUUUAAGUGAUUUAAAUUAUUUAAAACAAAAUAAUAAUCGCUUGGCUUGCUUACAUAUAAUGGCUUAUUUAUAUGCUUUACAAAAACUGCUUUAUUUUCCUUAAUACCCAUGCAGCUUCUUAUAAACUAGCUCCAAUAAAGUUGCUUUUCUUGCAUUAACAAAUAUUGAUUUUUUAAGUAUUUUGCUAUUGUUUUAUUUAUAAACAUAUGGAAAGAGUUAGUGCUAUUAAUGACAUAAACAAUGAACUUGUGUAUUAUAUAUUAUAUAUUUUGUUUUUUAGAUCCGUAAUACAUGGGUUUAAAUAUUGAACAGUACAUUUAAUAAAAGACACGAAAUCUUUUUAAAAAUUUUUUAUUUAAGUUAUAUGUAUAUUUUGCUAGAUGACACUAAAUACAUGCACAUCAUUUUUACAUCAA